This is a messenger RNA of Colius striatus (speckled mousebird), 4142 nucleotides long. RefSeq names its product high mobility group 20A (gene HMG20A). The record is from RefSeq and is a predicted model, not a curated record. Gene Ontology annotation, cellular component: nucleus. Gene Ontology annotation, biological process: regulation of gene expression. NCBI's taxonomy places the organism in Eukaryota, Metazoa, Chordata, Aves, Coliiformes, Coliidae. The coding region runs from base 286 to 1332 and encodes 348 amino acids. The transcript has 12 exons.
UACUUCCGCUUGGAGUAAGAAAGUAGUACUGGUGUGGUAUUGGAAAGCCUAUUCUGCGCUGGGCUGCUGAGACGUCUUCCACUGACAAGCCCAGACUGUGAUUGCCAGGGACUGCACAAGGAGUUGAGAGGACGUGUUGUUUUCUCAGGUUGAUGUCCAGCUGCCUCCCCACAGUUUGAAAGCAAGCUUAGACUCUGCUGCUGGUGAUUGGGUCCAGAUGUGAACAGAUACAUCUAUGAGAAGGUCACACUGGGUAUGAGGGACAGAAGCACUUAGUAAUGAGUUAUGGAAAACUUGGUGGCUGGCUCCAACCUUCCUCCGCUUUUUACAGAUGAAGAAAUAUCUAAGGAAGGUAGUGAAAUUACUGCAACUGGAUUAGCUCAUUCUGAAACUUCAUUCAGUGGUGGAACUUCACAAUCUGUGAAUAACCCAGAUUUGGUGGAGGAUUUGUCACAGGUUCAGCAGCUGCAAAAUGAGUCCUCCAAUACUGCUGAAAACACUGAGCAGAAGCCUGAGGAGGAGCAGCAAAGAACUAAACGAGGAGGCUGGGCCAAAGGGAGAAAGAGGAAGAAACCUCUUAGGGACACCAAUGCCCCCAAAUCCCCCCUCACAGGGUAUGUGCGAUUCAUGAAUGAGCGUAGGGAGCAGCUUCGAGCGAAGAGGCCUGAAGUCCCUUUCCCAGAGAUCACCAGGAUGCUGGGCAAUGAAUGGAGUAAACUGCCUCCUGAGGAGAAACGGCGUUACCUUGAUGAAGCAGAUAGAGAUAAGGAGCGUUAUAUGCGGGAGCUGGAGCAGUAUCAGAAGACUGAAGCCUACAAAGUCUUUAGCAGGAAAGCACAGGACAGACAAAAAGGCAAAUCACACAGGCAAGAUGGAGCAAGACAGCCAGCCCAUGAUCAUGAGAAAGAAGCAGAUACCAAGGAGAGAUCUGUCUUUGAUAUUCCAAUCUUCACAGAAGAAUUCCUGAAUCAUAGUAAAGCACGUGAAGCUGAACUGCGGCAGCUUCGUAAAUCCAACAUGGAGUUUGAGGAGAGGAAUGCUGCCUUGCAGAAGCAUGUUGAGAGCAUGCGUACUGCUGUGGAGAAACUGGAGGUGGACGUGAUACAAGAGCGGAGCCGCAACACAGUGCUGCAACAGCAUCUAGAGACCUUACGCCAAGCACUCACAACCAGCUUUGCUGCAGUCCCGCUACCAGGUAGCGGGGAAACACCCACGAUGGAAACUAUUGAUGCCUACAUGAAUAGGCUGCACGGUAUUAUUAUGGCUAACCCACAGGAGAAUGAGAACCUCAUAGCCACAGUGAGAGAUGUGGUAACCAGACUUGAACGCUAAUGACUGGGUCUUGUGACCCAGGGAUGCUUUAUGAAAUUUUUUUGGCCAGUGUGGAAUAAGAAGCCAUGAGGGAAAGACUAGGGAUAUGAGGCAGAAUUGCAGGUUUGUCCUGGUCUCUGCCUUUGUGGUUUGUCAGUGAGGCAGAUGAAUCAAUGCGUUAGAAGGUCUUAAGAAGCCACUGACACCACCCAGUAAACAUUUGGAACUGUCCUCUGUGUAAACAUUUAAGAGCAUGCAACUUUGGUGCAAUCUUCAGUUUCUUAAUAAUUUUGCUGGGUGUGAGGAUGCAUUUGUUCUGUGGACUGGCUGACUAUGGAGGUGAAAUCUUGGAGUUGGUGAAAUGAAGUCAGCCUACAUGUUGUAAUAAUAACUUUAAUGUGUUAUGUUACCUAAUGUCUUCUGGUGUCUUUUAUUUUGGUUUCAUGUUUAUCUUGUGGGAUUACCUUUUUCCACUUUAGUUUCCUUCUUCUGAUCUUGUUAUCUGAUACUUGCAGUACUGGAUAGCAGCGCUUGUGUUCUCUGCUAUAAUAGGCAGUCUUGGUGCACUGUCUUGUCUGACCCUGUCUGCUAUGUUUAUACAAGCUUUUCUUAAGCAAAAUCCUGUUGGGUUUUUUUGUGUUAUCCUGCAACUUCUUCAAUGUGAGUUUACUCCUUGCUAGAGUCUGGCUGUGGUUGAUGCUUUGUGACUUGGUUCUGCUAUGAGACAGACUUCACCUCUCCUCCCUCUUCAAGCAUCUGUCUUGCAGCUAGCAUCCUACUCUUCUUUGAAGAUCUCCUGUUAACUCUUGAAAAUAUUUGGUGGAGCAUGUUACUACCACAAAGGUCAGUGGUAUUCAAGAUAGAAAGUGAAUUGUUAUAUCUUCUCAGCAGGGAAGACAGGAAUCUCCAUUUGAGACUAAAAGCACAAAGCUUGCCCUUUCUCUGAUACGUUGCUCAGUUCGAUUUAAUGUUACUGCCUUGUUUUUGAGAGUACAAUCUCAUGGUGAGUUGUAUUCUAUAAAAGAGACAUGGGCAGGGGAAUGGCACUUUUUUCCUGCCCUUCUGAGAUCACAAUGCUGAGAAGCAAUAUGCCUGGAAGCAGCAUAUGUAUUUUUGCAUGCAUUAUUAGAGCAGAGAAGGUUAUUAGCAACUAGGUCUGUAUAGCAAUCUGCAGAAUUCUACAUUACAGCCCAUAAGUGCUUUCACCUUUUGUACAGUUAAAAAAUACAGCCUGUGGAGCCUGUAGCAUUCAGCAUAUUAUGUUCCAGUGUGACCUCAAUGGCCUUUCACUUAUAUCAAGUAGAACUCUGCAUGUUAGAGUCUGUAAUCUUGCUGAGCAACACUGCACCUCCUGUCAGAGAUGAAGGCACUUACUGUCUGCACUAACUUAUGCAAAUCAUUUGCUGGCCUUUGGUUCCUAUCUAAUUGCUAAUUCAGACUUUGGUUGAGCACCUGUUGGACAACAUCCCUGGGCUUUAUGGUACUGAUUGAAAUGCUCUUUCUUUCACAUGACAAUCUCCUUGCUCCUCAAGAAAGUUUGAAGAUUUUCCUGCUGUAAAUUGGAGAUGGCUUUCAUUACUAGAGUGCGUUGCGUCCAACAUCACUUAAAUGUGUCUGUAAUGCAAGUAUUUGAAGAUUAAAAAGCAGUUUCUUCUUUUUCCACACUUUACAUAGGGGCUUCAUGCUUGCCUGAAGCCAUCUCCAGGUCAACACCUUGUAUGUCAGGUCUCUGCUUACUCAUGGGCUUGUGGCUGUAACCAAGCAGCAGAAUUUUCAUGUAAAUUCAAGUCUUCCUUCAGGGAGGAAACUCCUUUCUCUUGUGUUCAGUCUCAUUUUCAAGACUUCACAAACAGGAACCUCAAUUUCCUGCAUUAAUCUCUGCUUUCCUUAGCAUGUAUGAGGCCAACUGAUGUUGGCCUGAAUUUUUUUAGUGGAUUCUAUAACAAAUACUGUGUGAGGAGGGGAAAAAAUCCUACAGCUUAAUGAUGUCCACAGAAGUACCAAUACCUUCCGCUCCUGUGUGUACCUUGGUUUUCUUUUUUCUUACCUGGUGAUAUUUUACUUUUAUCUGAGUGGCCACAAUGCACUGCAUAGCCAAAAAUUGAUCUACAAAAUUCUAAAGUUCAGUUUAUGACAUCUUACCUAUUACCCCGAGUUGUAUGCCAUGAAGACUCCAGCAAGUGCUGUGUAAUAUGAUAGUAAGAUGCAAUUCCAGACUGUGACAUACACAUACUGUAAAUAAGGUACCGAAGACUGCAGGCUGCCCCUGCUUACAUAAAUUCAAUGCAGCUAUCUGGUCAUGGCGUAUUGCUUAAUACAUCACUCUGUUGAGUAGCAUGCAAGUAUUAUUGGAUUGGAAAUUUAAGUUGAUAUUUUUAUCUAGGGGCUGACAAAUCUCUUGUUUUUUCCCCCAAGGAAGGAGGGGAGGUAGUAUAUCUGUUGAAAAGCAUCUGGGGGAAGACUUAAGUUCUUACUUACCAGUGAUGUGAUAGAUGAUAUUUUGUCUCAUUAAGAAGUUUCUUAUUUAACCCUUUUGAUUAACCUAUAAAAAUGGAUUUUGUCUUUCCAGUGUUUUCUGAAUGUCACUUCAGUUUACAUUUUUCAGUGUUGGCUGAUUAAAAAAAAAAGUGAGAAAUGAAGUGAAUGUCAAGGAGAAGACCAAGAUAAAAUGCUUUUGUCACUUAAAAAAUGUUAAGAGAAAUAGAAGAAAACAAAAUUCGUUUGCUGGAUUAAUGUGUUUGGAAUUGUUGAGAUGCCAAGUUUUCUGUACAAUGUUUUUGUAAUUAAAAUUUGGAGUUCCUUUGUUUUUUAAGAAAUUGUUGUACUUGUUU